Clunio marinus is the source of this 552-nucleotide messenger RNA. The record is from the annotation of a GenBank genome assembly. Lineage: Eukaryota; Metazoa; Arthropoda; Insecta; Diptera; Chironomidae.
AUGAUUCUUGAUCAGAAGCUUGAAUUAAUGGAUGACGACCAGAAUCCAACAGAAUCAUUAAAUCUAGAAGAACUCAAAGAAGCCCUGCUUACUCAUAUUUGUACAGAAAACAAAGCAUUUUUUAAAAGUCAACAGAGAGACGAAGCAGAAUUAAAUUAUAAUGAUAGAAAGGAAAUUGCCUCUUCAAUUUUAGAGACAUCCCAUUCAAAGUUUCUCCAAAGAUUCGGCAUGAACUUAAAGAAAGAGCAUUUAAAGUUCUUCGAAUCACAAUCUUAUAUGAAUGAAAACGAGAAAUGUAAAGUCACCGAAAGUGUGAAACAUAUUUGUUGGAAUCUCGAGCAUCACACAACAAUUAUCAGAAAUCGAAGAUAUGCAGCGUUGUUGAAACUCAUAAGAGAUAAAAAGUAUUUCAGUGAAAAUGAAAUGAGAAGUCGAGAUCCACUUUUAUAUGAACAAUUGAUUGGGCAAUAUCAAUCGCCGGCUGAGAAACGAGCUAAUCGAAGACCAGAUGCUAAAACUGAUACACUUGUUGAUGAAUUGAUUACGAUUUAA